GGGGGGAGCUCCGUUUUUCACUAGCACCACCAGAGGUGCAACUGGUCCUUCGUUCGCAGGCAUCUGAAACCCGUCCAAAUGAUGCAGAAACUUUUGUGUGCUUGGCUCCUGUCUCAUUCCCUCAGCAGAUGGAUUUUUGCCACUGCAGCUCAGCAGAGGGUGUCAGAUCUUUCAGAGUGCACCAGGUUGAAACGAGCAGAGCCUCUUAGCAACUCUCCCUCUGCGUGCAUGUGAGUGUGUGCUAGUGUGCGACUCGGCAGCGGCGGAAGAAAAAAGAAGAGCGAGCGAGCGAGCGAGGGAGCGAGCGAGGAGGAGAGGCAGCGCGGCCGGCGGGGCGAGGCGCGGCGCGGGCGGGCGGGCGUGCGGACGGGCGGCCCCGCGGCAGCUCCCGGCGCCGGCAUCAUGGGCAGCAGCGCUCCGCAGCGGGGGCAGGAGCCGCGCAGCGCCGGGAGCUCGGCGGCCCGCGCCUAGGCUGGGGCGCGCUUUCAGCACCGGGGCGCUGGACAGCGCCCGGAGGGCGGCGGGCGAGGAGCGCGGCUCCGCGGCAAGGUCAGUCCGGCGCGGAGCCGCGCACAGCGGCAGCCUCCGCGGGCACCGCUGCGCGCUCCGCCUGCUUCUCUCGACCAUGCAGCGGCGGCUGGCGGCUAGCACCGCUCCCAUGCCGGUGAGCCAGCCCGGUCCGCAGACCUCCGCUUAACUGCACGGGAACCGUCAGGGAGGGGGAUCGAGGAGGGGGAAUUUUUUUCCUUCCACUUUUUUUUUUUUUUUUUUUUUUUUUUUUUUUGCGUGCCUUGCAGUACGUGCCUGGAGAGUUUGUGGAUAUAAUUAUUGACUGGAAUCUGGGCUGCUGCAGAUGUAUGUGGGGGGGGGAGAGAGGAGAAAAGAAAAAGCCCCCCCCCCCCUCCCCCCCUCUUUCGACCCUCCCUGCUCCCCCUCCCCACAUUUUUUUCCCCCUUUGGUGGUGGUUUGGACAUUUUGUAUUGAAUGAACUGGAAUUGUUUUCCGCGUGAGGAGGAUGGUUGCUGUUACUUUGUGAUGAGAUCGGGAAUGAAUUGCUCGGUUUAAAAAUGCUGCUUUGGAUUCUGUUGCUGGAGACGUCUCUUUGUUUUGCUGCUGGAAACGUUACAGGGGACGUUUGCAAAGAGAAGAUCUGUGCCUGCAACGAGAUAGAAGGGGAUUUGCACGUAGACUGUGAGAAAAAGGGAUUUACCAGCCUGCAACAUUUCACCGCCCCAACUUCCCAGUUUUACCAUUUAUUCCUGCAUGGAAAUUCCCUGACUCGACUUUUCCCUAAUGAGUUUGCUAACUUUUACAAUGCAGUCAGUUUGCACAUGGAAAACAAUGGUUUGCAUGAGAUUGUUCCUGGGGCUUUCCUGGGGCUGCAGCUGGUGAAACGCUUGCACAUAAACAACAACAAGAUCAAAUCGUUCAGGAAGCAGACUUUCCUGGGACUGGACGAUCUGGAAUACCUCCAGGCAGAUUUUAAUCUAUUGCGGGAUAUUGAUCCAGGAGCGUUUAGGGACUUGAACAAACUAGAGGUGCUGAUUUUAAAUGACAAUCUCAUCAGUACCUUGCCCCCCAACGUGUUUCAGUAUGUGCCGAUCACCCACCUCGACCUCCGGGGAAACCGUCUUAAAACCUUGCCUUACGAGGAGGUUCUGGAGCAGAUCCCAGGCAUCGCUGAAAUCCUGCUAGAGGAUAACCCCUGGGACUGUACUUGCGAUCUGUUGUCAUUGAAGGAAUGGCUGGAAAACAUACCCAAAAAUGCUUUGAUCGGCAGAGUGAUUUGUGAAGCUCCCACUAGGUUGCAGGGCAAAGAUUUAAAUGAGACCACAGAGCAAGAGCUGUGCAAAAAGAACAGAGUGGAUUCUAGUCUAGCUGCUCCCCCUGCCGAAGAAGAAACCUGCGAUCCUGGUCCCAUUCCAACCCCCUUUAAAAUACAUGGCAAAGAAGACCCUGCCACACCAGGAUCUGGUCCAAACGGAGGUACAAAGAUUCCUGUCAACUGGCAAAUCAAAACUAGACCCACUGCUGCUGUGUCAACUGUUAGUGUGAAGAGCAAGCAACCAGCUAUCUUGUCCUGCCCUCAGAUCUGCAGCUGUGAUCAGAUCCCUGGCUCAGGUUUAAAGGUUAAUUGCAAUGACAGGAAUGUAAGCAGCCUGGUGGAUCUGAAGCCUAAGCCGUCCAAUGUGCAGGAGCUGUUUCUGAGAGACAACAAAAUACACACCAUCAGGAAAUCCCACUUUCUGGAUUACCGAAAACUUAAUUUACUUGAUUUGGGAAACAACAAUAUAGCCACUGUUGAGAACAACACCUUCAAGAACCUCUUUGAUCUCCGAUGGCUGUACAUGGAUAGCAACUACUUAGACACCUUAUCCCGGGAGAAAUUCACCGGGCUGCAAAACCUGGAGUACCUGAACGUGGAGUUUAAUGGGAUCCAACUGAUCAUGCCCGGCACCUUCAAUGCAAUGCCCAAACUCAGAGUCCUCAUCCUCAACAACAACUUAUUGAGGUCUCUCCCAGUUGAUGUGUUUGCCGGGGUCUCCCUUUCCAAACUCAGCAUACACAACAACUAUUUCAUGUACCUCCCAGUGGCAGGGGUGCUGGACCAGCUCACCUCCAUCACCCAGAUCGAUCUGCACGGCAACCCGUGGGACUGUACUUGCCCUAUUGUGCCUUUCAAACAGUGGGCGGAAAUGCUGCGCCCCAAGGUGAUUAUGAGCGACCUGAGGUGCGAGUCUCCAGAAGAUUUCUUCAAGGAGGAUUUUGAAUCCCUCUCCAAUGACGUGAUUUGCCCUCAGCUAAAAAUAUCGCCCACCUUAAGUUCUACCAACAAAAACAGCACUGGGGUUGCAGAAACAGGUACUCACUCCAACUCCUACUUGGAGACCAGUCGAGUCUCCAUUUCGGUGCUAGUGCCAGGGCUGCUGCUGGUUUUUGUGACCUCUGCUUUCACGGUGGUUGGCAUGCUGGUUUUCAUCCUGAGGAACAGAAAACGAUCCAAGAGGAGGGAUGCCAACUCAUCUGCAUCUGAGAUCAACUCCUUGCAGACUGUCUGCGACUCAUCCUACUGGCACAACGGGCCCUACAGCACCGAUGGGGCUCACAGAGUGUAUGACUGCGGUUCCCACUCCCUGUCAGACUGAGGAGGUGGGUGGGGCAGGGGUGGCUACUGCCUGGGCUGACCCUGUGCUCUCCCAGUGAUGGGGAGGCAAAUGCCAGCAGGGACGGCUCUGCACCUCAGCUACCUUUUGUGAGAAACGAAAAACACUCACGCACUCCCCCGCGACCCCCAGGGCAAGAGCCGCUCUCGGUACGAGUCGGGGGAGCCCGGCGGAGGGCACGUCCCCCUACCGAGCGCUGCCGGGACAGCAAUGGAUGAGCGAGGACCUGUUUCCUUCGGCUCCGGCAGGGUGAACCAUGGCUCUUGGUUUUGUUGGGCCUUUGUUCUGUUGCGUUGGGGGUUGUUUUGCUUUUUUGCCCUCUUCCCUUUUGGAUGGACCCCUCCCUUGAGAGGCCAGGAAGAGGAAGGGGACAGAGGAAGGGCUGCAGUCAGCCUCCUCCUGACAAAGCAGGAGUAGAAAGUUGCACGAAGGCAUGAAUGUAAUGUAAAUAAAUGACUCUGACUUCAAAACAGACAAAUGAAAAAAAAAAAAAAAAAGAAAAAAACAAAAAAACAAAAAACUACUGCUGCAUGGCUCGCAUGGAUACAACGCACCCCAGGGACGCUCCAGCCCACAACUGGAAGCAGCGUCUAGUUCACACCAUCAUCCCUCUUACCUGAUAAGUCCCUUCGUAUCAAACCUUCUAUAUAAGAAAUACAGUAUAAUAAUAAAAGUGCCAUUUUGCCAUU
Coturnix japonica (Japanese quail) is the source of this 3853-nucleotide messenger RNA. RefSeq names its product SLIT and NTRK like family member 1 (gene SLITRK1). Gene Ontology annotation, molecular function: protein binding. The record is from RefSeq and is a predicted model, not a curated record. Gene Ontology annotation, cellular component: glutamatergic synapse; GABA-ergic synapse; postsynaptic density membrane. Lineage: Eukaryota; Metazoa; Chordata; Aves; Galliformes; Phasianidae. Gene Ontology annotation, biological process: axonogenesis; positive regulation of synapse assembly.